Hemiscyllium ocellatum (epaulette shark) is the source of this 3732-nucleotide messenger RNA. RefSeq names its product complement C1q tumor necrosis factor-related protein 1-like. The transcript has 3 exons. Gene Ontology annotation, molecular function: protein binding. The record is from RefSeq and is a predicted model, not a curated record. Lineage: Eukaryota; Metazoa; Chordata; Chondrichthyes; Orectolobiformes; Hemiscylliidae. The coding region runs from base 369 to 1172 and encodes 267 amino acids.
AUUCUUGGAAAGACAUUCCCACCGAAGGAGAUAGAUGUGUGAAGAACAGAGGCUGAGGGGAGAGAAGGAGUGAGGGACGGGAAGAAAGGAAGGGAGUUGGGAAGAAAAUAUAGGACUCUGCAGAGAUUUGGAGCCAAGCAAAUGAAUGCAUUGCUUUGACUCUCAGUUGUCUUCAGACUGGAAGUAGUGAAAAUCGAGGGACUGAGUAGCAAGAGCCAAACAAAAGAACUGAACGCUUAUUUUCUCUUGCAACAGGGUGGAGAGUAAAAAGAAAUCGAGAGAAAUAAUCCCAUUUCUUGAAAAAAAACAUACUAUUUUUCUGCUCGUGCUUGAGGGGGAUUUAUUCCAGAGAGCCUCAGUGGUUAGUAAUGGUGACUAGAAGACUUCUGGGGCACGUCCUUAUCUUCAUCUGUCUGACGCCCACAACUGGAGCCCCGUCCAUUGAAAAUAUUGAGGAGGAGUCCUCCACCCAGGACAGAUGCGUCCGGUGUUGUAAUCCGCAUGAAUACCCCAUGCAUCCGACGACAACACCCAACCCAGUGCCAGGCCAGCACCACAGCGGAUAUUAUCCACCAUACCCAAUGCCUCAUAUCCAUCCGCACAUCAAUAUCACCAUUCUCAAAGGGGACAAAGGUGAAAAGGGUGAACGGGGGCCCCAUGGGAAACAUGGCAAGGAAGGCCCGAUAGGAAUCCAAGGCCCAAUGGGGCAUAAAGGAGAGCGGGGCCUGGCAGGAAUCCCUGGUGACUCCUACAAGCAACACUACUCGGCCUUCUCUGUAGGCCGCAAGAAAGGAUUGCACAGCAGUGACUACUACCAAACCUUGCUCUUUGACACGACCUUUGUGAACCUCUACGGCCACUUCAACAUGUUCAAGGGCAAGUUCUACUGCUACAUUCCCGGAAUUUACUACUUCAAUCUCAACAUCCACACGUGGAACUUUAAGGAGACCUACCUUCACAUCAUGAAGAAUGACCAGGACAUGGUCAUCUGCUACGCGCAGCCCAGUGACCGUAGCAUCAUGCAGAGCCAAAGCAUCAUGCUGGAGCUGCAAGAGAACGAUGAGGUUUGGGUGCGCCUUUACAAGCGGGAGCGGGAAAACGCCGUCUACAGUGACGAUGUCGACAUUUACGUCACCUUCAAUGGUUAUUUGAUAAAACCCAACCUGGACUGAGACACCCCUUCAUUUCUUCCUUUCUCUUUCUCUUUCACGCUCUCUGUCUGUGGGGAAAUAUUGCCCAUCAAAGGGAAGACCAUUAAGUUAUAAAUGGGACCAUCUCCUCAGCUAACCAAUUUAAAAAGUCUUCAUUUACCUACCUGGAAUCACCCGUGUUCUUUCUCCUUAGCGAAAAAGCCACAUUGGUGUCACAACAAAGGUAUACUACUUUAAAGCAAUGUCAAAAGACCAAAUUGAAUUCAUAAAUUUAGGUCCUACAUCUUUCCUCUCUAUGAUAGACCCAGUGCCAAAAAUCUACUGCAUUAACAUUUCACGUCUCCCAUGGCAACGCAGACUGUGGAUCUAAUUUUUCAUGUGAAACAGGGUUAGGUCCAAGGAGUGGGUGUGCAGACACAAACUAGGCCCCAUUUCUCAAAAUCAGAAAUUCUCCCACAGUUUCCUUUCAAUAAAUAGGGGCUUGUGUCUGUGUAGCGCCUUUCAUGACCUCAGGAAUUUCCAAAGUGCUUUGCGGUGAAUGGAGGACUUUGUAGGCGUCUGUUAUAAUGUAGGGACACAGCAGCACAGCAGGAUCCCACAAUGCCACAGAGGGCCUGUGGUGGGGACGAGAGCUACAUGGCACAGAUACUGGAGAUUUGAAUUUUAAAAAAUAGAGAGUACUUUAGAAAACGCAGCAGGGCUGACAGUUUCUGUAAAGAGAGAAACAGUUAACAUUUCGUGUCCAGUAUGACCCUUCUUCAGAGUCCAAUUUGACCAUUCUGAGGAACUUCCUUUGUGAGUUGGUUAAGAGACAAAUCCGCCUGGAUACUCUUCCCGCUCAGUGAAGUGGUGCUAUGAUAUCUUUCUCAUUCUCCUGACAGAUAUGAUACCAUGUCCGAAAAAAACCGUCUUCGACAGUGCAGCACUCCCUCAGGUCUGACCAAACCUCAGUUCAUAUAUUUUCACACCAGCUGAGUUACCAUGAAGGACUCUUAUUCUCAAACAAAAACCAAAACGACUGUGGAUGCUGGAAAUCAGAAACAAAACCAGAAGUUGAUGGAGAAACUCAGCAAGCCUUUGCAGCAUCUGUGGAGAGAGAAGCAGAGUUAACAUUCGUAAACCAGUGACCCUUCAUCACUGUGAACUCUGCUUUCUCUCUGCACAGGUGCUUCCAGACUUGCUGAGCUUCUCCAGCAAUUUCUGUCUUUGUUGCCCCUUCUUAACCUUGCCUGGUGAUCCUUAGGUUAAACCUUCAUCAAUCGUCACUCUAAUGAGACUCUCUCUAUGGCCCAGUCAGAUCAUGGUGACUUUACCUGUAUAUUCAAAAUGGAUGGUACUGAAGGGAAGAUACAUGUUGAUGAUAGCGUUGUUUAUCAGCAUGUUGAAAUGCAUGAGGUGUCUCCAACUCUCCAUGUGGUAUUGUACAUUUUCCACAUCUCAGAGCAGUGCAAGUUUCUAAAGUGAGUAACAGAUUUAUUCACUCAAGUUUUAAAAUACCUUUGUGAUCACAAGUGAUCUGCACCCAUGCUUACCUCACUGUCUGCUCAUUUUGUUCUGAGUUCCCGCACAGACUUAACCAAUUGAGUCAGAGAGCAUGGAUGAUUUACCAGACUCGUGCAAUCAAACAUCAAACAAUCGAGCGCUGCAGUUUGGACUUUAAUAGAGUGGUAUCACAAACAUGUCAACCGAUUGCUUUCCUUCAACCUCUGAGCUUCAUGCUGGCUAUUUUCUUUUUGCAGAGGUUGUGCCAACUGAAAUGGCACUAUAUUAUCAGUCAAAGUCAGCAAUGGGCAGAUACACGGAGUGCCAACCCCCCUGUGAUGACUCUGUCUCUGCCCAAAAGAAAAAUCUAAUACAUCUUUCAUUGAAUCAUACAAUCCCUCCAGUGGGGAAUCAGGCCAUCCAAUCCACACCAACCCUCUGAACAGCAUUCCAUGCAGACCCAUCCCCUACUCCUAUAAUCUUGCAUUUCCCGUGGCUAAUUUAUCUAGCCUGCACAUCGCUGGACACUAUGGGCAAUUUAGCGAUGGCCUAUCCACACUAAGCUGCACAGCUUUGGAAACCAGAGCCAUGGAUGGAAACCCAUGCGGUCACAGGGAGAAUGUGCUAACUCUACACAGUUGACCAAAGGUGUGCCAAACCCAAAUCCUUGGCGCUGUGAGACAGCAGUGCUAACCACUGAGCCAACGUGCCACCCUUUCCAACCUACAUAUUACAAGUUGGCUAAGCCGGGCCUGCACCCAGUAAUUUACAAGCAUCCGCCCAUCUCGAAUCACCUCAACAAUGAUGGUUAACCUCCAGAUGACCUUGGGAUUUUCAAUAGACCAACUGGAAAGUUUUCCAAAGCAGGAAAUUAGUGUCCUGUAUAUACUUUUAAUUCCUUUUCUUCUGAAAUAGCUUGCCAAUUAAUGGCACCCACCACCACUUCCUGUGUUCUGACCUGCGUUCGGACUCAAUGGGCACAUGGAAUGGGAUUUCUCCAGCCAUGUGGCAUCAUUUGGUCUACUCUAUGUCUUUCUCUGUUGUCUGCAGAGUGGAUGAGCUUUCAGAGUUUGUGGAAGUGGGUGAUUGGAGGGGGGGG